GAACGAUACGCCACGAUUGUGUUGAACCAGCCUAUUACGAGGGACGAUGUGUUCCGGCGAGCGUGGAGAGCCAGCUCGUUGAGGAUAUGUGCGGAUGGAGGGGCGAAUCGACUGCAUGAUCACCUCAACGAAGGCGAGAGGGAGGAAUAUCUCCCCGAUCUGAUCAAGGGCGAUCUGGACUCUCUACGUCCGGAUGUCCGCAGGUACUACGCAGACCGAGGCGUCCAAGUCAAGCAAGACAAGGAUGAGUACUCGACGGAUCUGAUGAAGUGCGUAACGGAGGUGGAAGAGCGGGAAGCUGGGGCUGGGUCAGAGGCGGGUGAACAGAUCCCGACAUUGCUCAUGGGCGGCCUAUCGGGAAGAGUGGACCAAACGGUACAUACCAUGUCCCUGCUUCACAAGCUCCGGGGGAGGCGGUCCGAGGUGUAUGUGUUGAAUGGGGAGAGUGUCGCUUGGGUCUUGGACGAGGGAUCUCACCUGAUUGAGAUUGAUCAUAAGACCAUGGGGCAGACGUGUGGGAUUCUCCCGGUUGGGGUGGAUAGCGCCGUCGUCAAGACUGAAGGACUCAAGUGGGAUCUCGACGGCGAAACAUCGAUGGAUGGCCUGCUAUCUACUUCGAAUCACCUCUUACCGGAGAACCCGGCUGUAUGCCUGCGCACGAGCCGGCCGGUGCUGUGGUGUAUCGAGAUCAAGGAUCCAUUACCAUGA
Messenger RNA from Dioszegia hungarica, 708 nucleotides. Its product is annotated as thiamine pyrophosphokinase. Gene Ontology annotation, biological process: thiamine metabolic process; thiamine diphosphate biosynthetic process. Gene Ontology annotation, molecular function: ATP binding; thiamine diphosphokinase activity; thiamine binding. NCBI's taxonomy places the organism in Eukaryota, Fungi, Basidiomycota, Tremellomycetes, Tremellales, Bulleribasidiaceae. The record is from RefSeq and is a predicted model, not a curated record. The transcript has 7 exons. The annotation marks the transcript as partial.